Messenger RNA from Fraxinus pennsylvanica, 405 nucleotides. Lineage: Eukaryota; Viridiplantae; Streptophyta; Magnoliopsida; Lamiales; Oleaceae. The record is from the annotation of a GenBank genome assembly.
AUGAUAACACUGGUGCCGACGCUGUUGCCGGUGAAUGUUUCGGUCACCGCCAAAUGGCAUUACAUAUCUGCCUUUGUGUACUUUGUGGUGGCAAAUGCAAUAGCAUGUUCCUAUGCAGCUAUUUCAUUAAUCCUAACAUUGGUAGGAAACAAAGGUCUAACAAUGGUGAUAAUCAUAUUUGACCUAGUGAUGGUGGCGCUCCUCCAUUCAAGUGGUGGGACCGCCCUGGCCGUGGGUCUGCUCGGCUAUGAAGGCAAUUCACACGUGCAGUGGAAGAAGGUGACACCGCACAAACCUUUUAAGACGUCCCAAGCGGCCAUCGGCAUUGGCCUGUCUCUUUUUGGUGCCGCGUUGUUCUUCUUGCUCGUAGUGCUUGCCGCUUUGCACCACAAGAAGAAAAAUUAG